AUCAGAAAAGACCGCCUCCCUCCCUGCCCACUACUCGUAAGCCAAGAGGCGGGGUUCUGCGUCGCGGCGGGCCGUGGCCAGGGCAUGGCGACCGCGGAUCCCAGCGGGCCCGGGGUAUGGAUGUCUACCCCGGGACCGCGCCCCGCCGGGACCCUGGACUGCGCAGCGGGAGCUACGGGGCUGCCUUUCGGGCGAAGCGGCAGUGGAGUCACCCGACUGGGGGAGCGGCUCCCGGCGGUUGUGGAGAAGAGGGGGCCGUACAUGGUGACGCGUGCGCCUUCCAUUCAGGCCAAGCUGCAGAAGCAUCGGGAUCUGGCCAAGGCUGUUCUUCGGAGAAAAGGCAUACUGGGGGCCUCGGCGAACCGCCCCGACUCUUCAGCGAAAAGGUCAGUGAAGUUUAACAAGGGCUAUACUGCCCUUAGUCAGAAUCCAGAUGAAAACCUGGUGUCCCUCGACUCUGACAGUGAUGGGGAGCUGGAAUCCAGAUAUUCCUCCGGGUAUUCCUCUGCAGAGCAGGUGAACCAGGAUGUGAGCCGGCAGCUGCUCCAGGAUGGGUAUCACCUUGAUGAGAUUCCAGAUGAUGAAGACUUGGACCUCAUUCCUCCCAAGCCUAUGGCCUCUUCAACAUGCUCCUGCUGCUGGUGCUGUCCUGGGGACUCUCCUUCCUGUACUCUCCAGUAGACAUAACCCCCUAAGACGGGCCCUGCUCACCGUGCCCUGCAGAGCCCUGUGGGCCCUUCUUAGGUCACGGAGUGCAGUGGGGAGUGCGGUCAUCCCCAGAAACACUGGAGGCACUGACCCUCUUGGAAGGUCAAUGACCUGCAGCUAACGCCUUAUAUGGUGCUUCUAAGGCCAGAGGCCCCCAUCUGGACCAUAGGGUGAUAGGUGGAAUUCUGCAGUUUUCCUCUGCUGUUAGAGUUUGGAAAAACCACUUUAAUAAGGGCAGGAACAGAGGAAUUCUGAUUCUUGUGGUGACAAAGUUGGCUAAGGAAAUCUUUCAGACAUCUUGACUGGUAUUUGUCCUACUCUGUGGAGAGAGAGAGAGAGAGCUUUUGUGCCCUGGCUAUGUUGGAUGGUGGUGUAUGGAAGCAGAAAAUAGCACUUUAUGGCUUGCAGCUGGGAGCCUUUGAAAAAAAUAGCUGAACUAUUUGGGACCAGUUUAAGAAAUUCCACAAUGCUCGGUCUUCCUGGCUCCAUGAUGAGGCCCUCAAGAAAGCAUAAAGCAAGGCCCUUUGGCCUUCUUCCCCUUGCACCUGUUUGACUUUGGCAGGGAACACAGCACGCUGCUUGAUGGCACAGCAGGAUCAAGGCUUCCAGAAUCCCUGGACCUGGACCAUCCCCAGCUGGCUUUAACUGUCUGGGUGGGUUUAAUGACUGUGGUCAGCCCACCCCUAGUUGGAGAAAAAUUGCUCCGCUACGUACAUAUUUAUUUAUUUGUCUGUCUUCUCCUGGUCUUCGUUAGUUCAACAUCCAGUCUUUUGAGUGUCACGGUUGGGUGAAAGGACUGGAGCUCGCUGGGAAGCCUGCAGGUGUGGGUGACCAGCAGAGGGAGUGGCAGGGAUCUGUCAGGUGCCUUCCUAUUUAGCUUCUGAAACUUGAGAAUAGCAAUGGGUAAGAAGUGUACUCACCUGGCUGGGUGGGGCUUUGAGGUGGGCAGAGGCUCACAGGAUGUGGGGGAGGGAUGCGUGUUGGCUCCCUGGGCCCCUGCUUGAGAUCAUCGGCCAUUGCAGAGGGCCUCCCCUUAGAUACGGAGGAUUGGGCUUUACAGUAAACCUCUGGGGCACCCCAGCCUCAGCCCUGUGUGAGCACAGCUGAGACAGGCAUAAUCUCCCCCAGUGAUCACACCCCCAUCCCAGAUGGUAUCUCUUGCUCUACCAGUCCUCUCUAGAUUUUUCAGUGGUUCUUUUUGGGGGCGGAGGAGGCACAGCUCAUCUAGAGCUGUGGUGAGAACUGAAGGAGAGUGGACACGGCUCCCAGCCCAAGGGGCGUGGUAGUCAGGAUUGGGGUGUGGGUGCUACACAGGAAGUGCCUGAUCUGGUGAUUUAUUCAAUGUCCUGCAGCAUCUAGAGAAAUGAGGGCUGACACGGACUCUUGUUCUACCACCAUGAGGUGAUUGGAAGGCUGAGGUCAGAUGAUGAGGGUAACCUGUCAGUGCUUGAUUGGCCUCUAUCUUGGUGCUUCUGUCAAAUCAUAGAAAGUUGAGAAGAAUACAUGGUAUAGAGGGCUAUGGUUAGCAUUUUCUCAUCUAGUAGCAUCACAGCAGGUGGGAAAUGGGAUGGAGGCCACUUCAGGCACUUUGGGGUCUGGGGAAUUGGGGAUGCAGAUGGUUUCAGGACUGGGACUCUACAGUGCCACACAGGUGCCUCAUGUGCUGAGCCCUUGGCGCUCAUGCCUGCAGGCAUCUGAAGAUAGGAGGAGCCAAGGGCAGCUCCACAGAGACUGUCUUCAGGCUGUCAUGGUUUCUUUGGAGGUGCCAGAGUGCACAUGAAGAGAGGGCACAGAUGCAGGGCGGUAUGGAGAGACGGUGGUGGUGGCACGAAGCCCAGUGGGGCCACAUUUGUGUGGGGAAGUUGGUUAGAACAGAAUUAGUUAGCAGCAGCUGUGGGUGAGGGGGGCAGCAGGACCCCAAGACCAAGGGCCCUCCAGAUGGUUAUUACUUUAAGUCAACAUGGAUGUAUUUGAAUCUGUUCCUGGAUGAUAUUCCAGAACUGGAAUAUCCACUCCAUGUGGAAGACAUUAUCUUUGUGGGGAAAGUUGCAGAACAGGGCCACUAGGCAGGGUAGAAAUGGUCUGUUGUUUGGGGCCAGAGGUCCCAGGCUAAAAUGUCACCAGUAAAGGCACCAAGGUGCCUACAGCCAAACUGCCUUAAUUCAGAGAGCUGGGUAAUCUGCAGGUGACAGUGUCCUGGGGGGAGAGGGGUGUACUCGCAGUUAACCUCACAGAGGAAUACGUGUAUGGUGUUUACAGAGUACUCUGCGAACUCUUGGCUUAGGCUUCUACAGCUCUGGAAGUUUUUAAGAAUAAAUACAAUCAUGCUAGUUGA
This is a messenger RNA of Mustela erminea (ermine), 3043 nucleotides long. RefSeq names its product family with sequence similarity 219 member B (gene FAM219B). The record is from RefSeq and is a predicted model, not a curated record. Bases 85 to 681 code for a protein of 198 amino acids. The transcript has 5 exons. Lineage: Eukaryota; Metazoa; Chordata; Mammalia; Carnivora; Mustelidae.